Messenger RNA from Penicillium soppii, 297 nucleotides. RefSeq names its product U6 snRNA-associated Sm-like protein LSm8. Gene Ontology annotation, cellular component: U4/U6 x U5 tri-snRNP complex; precatalytic spliceosome; U6 snRNP. NCBI's taxonomy places the organism in Eukaryota, Fungi, Ascomycota, Eurotiomycetes, Eurotiales, Aspergillaceae. The record is from RefSeq and is a predicted model, not a curated record. Gene Ontology annotation, biological process: mRNA splicing, via spliceosome. Gene Ontology annotation, molecular function: RNA binding. Bases 1 to 297 code for a protein of 98 amino acids. The transcript has 2 exons.
AUGUCCCUCCACCAAUUUAUCAACAAAAAGGUGCUGAUCCUCACCGUUGACGGCCGCACACUCGUCGGUGAUCUUCUGUCAACCGAUCAAAUGACCAAUCUUGUCCUGACCAACACCGUUGAACGCAUCAUUCGCUCCCCAGACGACGAUGAGCCCUCAUCUGAGAUCGAACACGGACUGUACCUGAUCCGUGGUGAUAAUGUGGUAAUCUGCGGUGAGGUCGACGAGAAGAUCGAUGCCGAUAUUGAUUGGACCAAGGUCAAGGGCGAAGUAAUCCGUGACACGAAGAACGCAUGA